GGCACUACAGCUAAUACAGAUAAUUCACCGAAGAAGAAGAAGAACACGGAAGCGUCUCAAUCUGCACCACUGUAUAUAUAUUAGUUUUAUUUUUCUCACACGAAAUGUGUACUGGUUGUGUGCAGAAACAGUAUCCUGACAGGGGUCAUACCUGUCUGGAGAAUGGUUCAUAUCUUAUGAACUUCCUCGGCUGUGCUAACUGUCACCAGCGUGACUUUGUGCUGAUCAGCGACAGGACCAUGGUGAAUGAAGAUGAGGAGGAGAUUGUCACUUACCUGCAUAUGUGUAAGAACUGUGAUCAUGUCAUAGCCAGACACGAGUACACCUUCACUGUAGUGGAUGACUAUCAGGAAUACACAAUGUUGUGCAUGUUGUGUGGAAAAGCAGAGGAUUCCAUCAGUGUGCUGCCGGACGAUCCCAGACAAACAGCGCCUCUGUUCUAGAGUAUUUGACCAGACAGAGAGACAAGGAAUUUACUUCUUUUUUUAAAGAGUAUGGUUAUGAAUGAUGGUGGGAGCCAUAACACAUGCAACAUUUAUAUAUGCUUAGCACUGGAGAACGACAUGCUGUCACGUUUAAUCCAGAAGAUUACACCGCAGAAUUCAUUGUGCUCUUUGUUUCUACUGCUUCAGGGGGGGCUCUAAGGUUCACAGCACACUGAGCACAGCUCUGACUCAUAAAGAUACAUGCAUUUGAGUCAUUCAGAAAUAUUAAACCUAAUUAGGAAUCGCUUGUGUUUAUCUGAUGAUCAUCUUAUGUUUGAUUCACUCAGUGUAUGGAACCCCGUUUCUACCAAACAGAAAAAAUAAAUAAAAACAAUUACAAAUUUUUAUCUCUCAGUUCAGACUUUUUAUUACAAUUUUGCGAAAAUAAAAGUCAGAACUGUGAGAUGUAAACCCUAAUUUCAAGAGUUAUAUGUUAUAUGUUAUAAAAAAGAUGGUUAUUCUGACUUUUUAUGUCACAAUUCUGAUGUUUUUUCCAAAUUGUAAGAUAAAAACUUGCAGUUACCUUGUCUAUUUCAUUCCGUGGCAGAAACAAGCUUCCAUAAAAGUGUUAUUUUUUAUCCCAUGUUAAAAUGCUGUGUGCAUAAUGCUCUGUUGCCAAUUCUGAGUCUGCAGUAGAAAUGUCUGUUUGACUAAGGUUAGGUUUGAGUGGAUUAUCAGUUUGUUAACCACAGACAGGUUUUUGGUUUCUAUGCAGCGCUUAGAUAUACAUAAGUCAAGAUUGGAUUAGACAGAUAAAAUAUGUUUAAAAUGGUACUCAUGGAAAUAAACCGAUUCCUGCUUGUUACUACUGAUACUUUCAUUUAAAGUAAAUAUGUCUUACGGUAUUUCCAGUGUGAAAACAAAUUAUUUUGUAUGCUUUAAAUAAAAUAUGAAACGAU
Molecule: messenger RNA, 1384 nt
Organism: Carassius auratus (goldfish)
Lineage: Eukaryota; Metazoa; Chordata; Actinopteri; Cypriniformes; Cyprinidae
Gene: churc1
Product: churchill domain containing 1
Exons: 4
Coding region: 105-443 (112 amino acids)
Biological process (GO): fibroblast growth factor receptor signaling pathway; multicellular organism development; positive regulation of DNA-templated transcription
Molecular function (GO): zinc ion binding
Source: RefSeq, a predicted model, not a curated record